AUGGCAUCGUGCUCCGCCGGGCUGGAGGAGGAAGAGGAGGAGGAGGAGGGAUGCGUGCUGCAGCGGGGCCGAUCUCAGAGUGACCCGAGCAGCAUCACCGAGGUCCGCCUGGGGGAAGCGCACAGAGCAGAUGGGAUGGACCAGCAGAGGGCACUGCACUCGGGUUGCCUGGUCUCAGGGGUUCGCACGCCUCCCGUACGCCGCAACAGCAAGCUGGCCAGCCUGGGACGCAUCUUCAAGCCGUGGAAAUGGAGGAAAAAGAAAAACGAGAAGCUGAAGUCUCCAGCAACGGUGGAAAAGAAGGCAGCUGCACGACAUAAGAGAGAUGACCUCGUCAGGAGGAAGCCAGAGGAGACGGAGACAGAGUCAGAUCUGGCCUGCGGGGGGGACGGUGAAGAUCCAGACACGCCGACUCACUCUGACGCUGAGGACAGAGAUGAGGAGCCUGUGGCGCCUCUGGCCAGCACCAACGAAGACCUGGGCAGCGACUUAGAAGCUUCAACAGUGCAAGACCUGACAGAGGACUCAAACACCGUGGCAGACCCCAUUCAGAGUGACGAUGGAGGAGACGAAAGCAUCUCGCUGAGCGACCCCAGUGAGUCGCAGUCGGGGGGGAAGGCAAAAGCGGUUGAAGGGAAACAGGAGGCGCCUGUGGCCCAACCCCAGAGACGAGCCAGCACACCUCCUCCGCCUACCAUGCCGGUCAAACUGCUCCCCAGACUGGGCAGCCUUGACGGUGCUCCUCCGGUGUCGGUGAAGAAGUCCCCAGCCACCUUACCCAGAAACUUCACACUUCCCAAAGAUUUUCAUGGCUCCUUGUUGAGAGGCAGGAUGUCAACACCCACAGGGUCCCCCCACCUAGGGGCACUACACCCACAGCUGCCCCCUAGCUGUAUCAUUGAGGAACUGCAUCGUGCUCUGGCCACCAAACACAGACAGGAAAGUUUCCAGGCGCGCUCGUCCCCGAAACGGCGGAUGGACGGCCGCUUGUCCCGCGCGUCGAGCACGGAGAGGGAGCCUGCCGGGAAUUCUCAGAGCAAGAAGGAGUCUGACGAGAACAAAGAGAACUGGCGUCUGGACGAGUACUUGAACGACCAGGACAGCUGGAACGACUCUGUGAUCUCCGGCACCCUCCCGCGCAGGAUGAGGAAGGAGCUGCUGACUGUGAAGCUCCGAAACCGGCCCAGCAAGCAGGAGCUGGAGGACCGCAACAUUUUCCCCGUCCGCAGCGACCAGGAGCGGCAGGAAAUCCGCCAGCAGAUAGAGACCAAGCUGGCCAAGAGGCUGAGCCAGAGGCCGGCGCCGGAGGAGCUGGAGAGCCGGAACAUCCUGAAGCAGAGAAAUGACCAGACAGAGCAGGAGGAGAGGAGGGAAAUCAAACAGCGGCUGAACAGAAAGCUGAACCAGCGGCCGACUGUGGACGAGUUGCGGGACAGGAAGAUCCUGAUCCGCUUCAGUGACUACGUGGAAGUGGCCAAAGCUCAAGACUAUGACAGGCGAGCUGACAAGCCUUGGACCAGACUGUCAGCCUCUGAUAAGGCGGCGAUACGGAAGGAGCUGAACGAGUUCAAGAGUAAUGAGAUGGAAGUUCACUCAUCGAGCAAGCAUCUGACGAGGUAA
This is a messenger RNA of Limanda limanda (common dab), 1620 nucleotides long. RefSeq names its product phosphatase and actin regulator 3b (gene phactr3b). NCBI's taxonomy places the organism in Eukaryota, Metazoa, Chordata, Actinopteri, Pleuronectiformes, Pleuronectidae. The transcript is spliced from 12 exons. The record is from RefSeq and is a predicted model, not a curated record. Gene Ontology annotation, biological process: actin cytoskeleton organization. Gene Ontology annotation, molecular function: actin binding. Bases 1 to 1620 code for a protein of 539 amino acids.